CAUAUUUACACAUGUGUAUGUGUGAAAGCAAGGGAGCAAGCAAUGUCACUGUAUUCAUUAUACACAUACACAACUGCUAUGCGUACUAACAAUCCGAGAGCGAUCGUGUUCUGUACAGACGUGUGUGUAUUGACGACCACUGGGUAAUUUGAGAAGUUGAAUGUGGUUAAAAUAACUGUUCAAUUCUGUUGUAAAUCUGAGUGCGUGUGAAAUAGGCUUGUACAGACGUGAUGGAAUAAUAAUAUUGACGAAUAAAUCAGUUUUUGUGUUUUGUUUUAUUUUUCUAUAAAAAAAUUAAUCAGUCGAAAUUCAGUGGAAAUCAUGGCAAAAUCGUUGAGUGAAUCACAAAUGACAAUUUUCCAAAAGGUCAUCGCCAGUUUGACGAAGCCAUGUGAAAAUGGCAAAACAUUUUUGGUGCAAGGAGCCGCUGGAAGCGGUAAAACAUUUCUGUUGAAUUAUAUCAGAUCGCAUUGCGAUAAAAAUGACAUCAAAGCGAUUGCAUUUGCCUACACCGGUAUUGCAUCAUGCUUGCUGAGCAAGGGAAAAACGGUUCAUUCACAAUUUCGCAUACCGUGGAAUCAAAAAAAUGUCACGUCAGCACUUGAAUCGACGCGUCCGGCAUAUCAAACCAUAAAAAAUGCUUCAAUACUGCUAUGGGAUCAGGCAGCAUUCUGUAGUAAAUACAUCUUCGAAGAGGUUGACCGUUUUCUGCGUGCUAUGAUGGAUUCAAAUCAAUUGUUUGGUGGCAAGGUGGUCGUUAUGUGCGGUGAUUUUAAUGAGUGUUUGCCGAUUGUCAAACACGCAAAGUCCAAAUCAUCUGAAUCACAUUCAUUGUUGUUUUCCGAAUUGUACAAACAAAUGCACAAGUUUAUACUGCAUGAAAAUUUUCGAUUCAAACAACAAACCGACUAUCGUUUCUGCUUGGAUGUUGGUUUGGGCAUUCAUGAACAUAUUUCCAUUCCGAGUCAAUGCCGAGUUUUCAAUUUGGAUUCAUUGAUCAACACUACAUACGGAUUGCACACAACCAAUGAUCUGAUUGAGCGAUCGAUUCUCACUGUAUACAGCGUUGAUGUGGACUAUUUGAACCAUGAAUGUAUGAAGCGACUAAGUGAGACAAGCGUACUUUUCCACGCAAAAAAUUAUUUUCAAAAAAUUGAUCCCGAAAAACGCAGCCGAUUCUAUUCCAUCGAUUAUACGAUUGAAAACCUGCCUCAAUAUUUUCCAUCGGAUGUUCUAGAGCUGAACAAAAAUUGUCCGAUAAUGCUGAAACAAUCGUACAAGGGUUUGGCACCAGGUACUCGUUUGGUGAUUAAGAAACUCACCAGAAUGUCAAUUGUUGCGGAAAUCAGUGCUGGUGAUCGCAAAGGAAAGUCAAUCAAUAUCUACAGAAUAAACACUGUAAAACUUUUCCCGAACGCAAAUUUGCAGUUUGUACGACGUCAGUUUCCAGUUUCAUUGUGCUAUGCCAUGACUAUCAAUAAGGCACUUGGAUUGGAGUUCAAACAAUUGGGUGUGUAUUUCCCAAGCGACGCUUUUGCACACGGCCAAAUGUAUGUAACAUUUUCUCGCACCCCAACCAUUGAGCAAAAUAUGAAAAUUUUGGUCUUGGAACCAAGUGAUUUCGACCGGAUGCCAAACAUUGUAAACGCCAAUGUGGCCGAACAACUACCACAAAUUCAACCAUAAAAUUCUAUAUAUUAAGUAGUUUUUAUUUCUAUGUGAGCACUAAACAUGUGCAAAGCAAAUGUAUUGACAUUUAUUUUGUUUAUUUUUCUUUUAUUUUCAACUUAAACCUCGUUCUCAAAUCAAACAAGAGAAAAAACAACUUGAUAAUCAAGAAAUUACCUUUUAAUGAUAGUAGAUAAGUUUUUAUACGUCAAGUCCAUAGAUUUAUGAAUCUAAAGAAACUAUCAUCGAUUUA
Contarinia nasturtii (swede midge) is the source of this 1921-nucleotide messenger RNA. Its product is annotated as ATP-dependent DNA helicase PIF1-like. Gene Ontology annotation, biological process: DNA repair; telomere maintenance. The record is from RefSeq and is a predicted model, not a curated record. NCBI's taxonomy places the organism in Eukaryota, Metazoa, Arthropoda, Insecta, Diptera, Cecidomyiidae. Gene Ontology annotation, molecular function: DNA helicase activity. Bases 322 to 1686 code for a protein of 454 amino acids. The transcript has 2 exons.